Messenger RNA from Python bivittatus (Burmese python), 1634 nucleotides. NCBI's taxonomy places the organism in Eukaryota, Metazoa, Chordata, Lepidosauria, Squamata, Pythonidae. The record is from RefSeq and is a predicted model, not a curated record.
UCCGCCGCCACGCGGAGCUUCGCCCGGCGCUCUCUCUCCGACGCGGUCGAGGCGGGCCGCCGCGAGCCCUUCGGCCGGGCGCCUGGCGGGGUCCUCGGCGCUUCUCCCGCGGGUUGUCUCGGGCGCGGGGGCCGCCAGCCGCUCCCGGCAUGGCCGCGGCAGAGCUCGGGGCGGGCGGCCGGGGCGCCCGCAGCCCCCCGCAGCCCCCCGAGGUCUUUCGCUACGGCCAGCAGGACUUGGCGCUGCGCGGCGUGGAGUGGCCGAGAAGCGCCCCGCGGGGGCUCGGCAGCCCUGCCCUGUCGCGCUUCGACCGGGCGCUGCGCGGAGGCUGGGACGACCGGCUGCGGAGGGGGCUGUUCCGCUACCGCUUGGGCGAGCUGCAGACCCGGAUCCUCCCGGGGACCCUGAGGCUCGUGGCCCAGCUGAACGUCCAAAGAGGGACCGAGAGGAGGCGGCCCCAGGAGGUCCGCAGCGUCCAGCAGAGCUUCGACCCCCAGCAGUUCAACUUCUGUAAGAUCCGCCCAGAGGAGAUCCUGUUCUGCAUGUCCAAGCGCUGCCCUCCCCCGGCCAGCCCGCCCCGGGCCCUGGUGGUGAUCAAUGUCAGCCCUCUGGAGUUCGGGCACGUUCUUCUCAUCCCCGACCCCACUCUCUCUCUGCCCCAGAUCCUCACACCGGAGGCCCUCGGCUUUGGCUUAGAUGCUGUCCUCCUCAGCACCCACCCCGGCUUCCGCGUUGGCUUCAACAGCCUCGGAGCAUUUGCCUCGGUCAACCAUCUGCACCUGCACGGCUUUUACCUGAACUGGGAGCUCUUGGUGGAAUCCGCCCCCUGUGAGCCCCUCCUGCCCGAAGCAGGCCUUUAUCUGCUGCGAGAGGCCCCGGCUCCGGGCUUCCUCUUCUACGGCGAGGACGGGCAGCAGUUGGGGUUGCUGACCCGCCGGAUCACCCAGGUCACCCGCUAUCUGUCUCAGAGGGAGAUUGCGCACAACUUGUUUGCCACACGGGGUGCUGCCCCUGAGGGUCCUGUUGGCUCAGGAGCUCGGCCUGGGAUCCGGAUCAUUCUCUGGGCACGGAAAGCCUGCUUUGGUAUCAAAGAAGAAUUCGCCUUCAAUGUGGCAGUGUGUGAACUGGCGGGGCAUCUGCCCACUAAAACUGUCCAGGAAUAUGAAGGUCUCACUGAGGCAUCAGCCAUCCGUAGAAUUCAGGAAUGUCUCCUCUCAGAUCCUCAGUUAGCCCAGCUCCAAUGUGAACUUGUGGACCUCCUUAGAAUGUAGCCCCCAUCCCCUCAAUGGCCGUCCCCAGAAGAGGCCCCCCAAGGAGUAGACCCCCCCCCAGUUUCCAGGGCUCCACCAAACCUGCUAUGGAUUUGGAGCCCCUUCCCUCAGCUCUGGGGUGGGGCUGUCCAAGAGGAAGCUGCUGGUGGGAGCCAGACUGGUCAGGGCCAGCUCCCCGGAGGUUAGGGAGCCACCUGGGCUCACUGAGGCUCUGGAACAAUGGGCAUUUCUGCCUUGGAACUCCAAAUGGCCAAGAUGCUUUCCUAGAAAUGUGACUCACUUUCUCAAAUUUGACUUUGAAUGUAUGAAACUUGGACUGAAUUUACAGUUUUGAGAUCAGCCUAAUUAAACCUUGACCCCAUA